This is a messenger RNA of Lepisosteus oculatus (spotted gar), 4344 nucleotides long. RefSeq names its product RNA polymerase II associated protein 3 (gene rpap3). The record is from RefSeq and is a predicted model, not a curated record. Gene Ontology annotation, cellular component: protein folding chaperone complex. Gene Ontology annotation, molecular function: protein binding. NCBI's taxonomy places the organism in Eukaryota, Metazoa, Chordata, Actinopteri, Semionotiformes, Lepisosteidae.
UGUGGCAGCAGUGCUCAUGCUUUGACUAGUAAACUUAAUUGUGUCCGACAUUUAUUUAAUUGUAUUUCAGACGGCUAACAAGAUCUGCAGUACCGCCACCGCCAGAAGCGCAGAGGUUGCUGGGAUUUGCUGUUAUGGCGCCGCACGCGAUCGUUAACCAGGUGCUGUAAAAAUAACCGAGGAACUUAACGAUUUGCUUAUUCGUCUGCGGCCGAUUGUUCUCCUACGCUAUAUAGACAUAUACGGAUAAUACCCGCUACAGUGUUUUAAUCUUGCAUCAAAUCAGUUGGACUAGCAUGUCUGCACAAAAUAAAGCCAUAGAACUGCAGCUUCAAAUGCGACAAAAUGCAGAGGAUCUGCAGGAUUUCAUGAAAGAGCUGGAGAGCUGGGAAAUGGACAUAAAGAAGAAAGAUGAGGAACUGAGGAGAGAGAGCGGUGUUGAAAUUACACAAGAAAAUUUGCCACCCAUUAGAAAUACUGAAUAUAGAAAGAAGAAAAGAGAAAAUAGCAAAGUGGCUGCCAAGAAUGCAAAGAAUGAAAAGAAGAAAGCAUCCAGAAUAAAAUCCUGCGAUUAUGUGGCAUGGGAAAAAUUGGAUGUGGAUAAGCUAAUGGAAUCAGUAGACAAAGAAGAAAGUCCAUCUGAAUCUCAUGAAUCUGAUUCUGAUGAAGAUGGGAUUCAUAUUGACAAGGAUCAAGCUCUUUCUGAGAAGGAAAAAGGAAAUAAAUUCUUUAAAGAAGGAAAGUAUGAUGAGGCAAUAGAGUGCUAUACAAGAGGUAUGUGUGCUGAUCCAUAUAAUCCAGUUUUGCCCACAAAUCGUGCUACCAGUUUCUUCAGACUAAAAAAGUAUGCUGUAGCAGAAUCUGAUUGUAACUUAGCGCUUGCUCUGGACAGAAACUAUAUUAAGGCUUAUGCCAGAAGGGGGGCAUGUCGGUUUGCACUCAAGAAGUUUGAAGGUGCUCAACAAGAUUAUGAGAUGGUCCUAAAGCUGGAUCCUGAUAACCUUGAAGCACAAAAUGAGCUGAAGAAAAUAAAGGAGGCUUUGGGGUCCCAAGAAGUAAAACCCAACAAAAAAGAAACAUUAGCAAACGAAGCACCACAGGUAGAUGAGAGUGAGCAGAAACGGAUUGAAGAAGAGCAAUCAAAACAGCAGGCUGUGGUGCAAAAAGAUCUUGGUAAUGGUUAUUUCAAGGAAGGGAAGUAUGAAGCAGCUGUUGAGUGCUACACCAGAGGAAUGUCAGCAGAUGGCACCAAUGCUCUUCUGCCAGCAAACAGGGCCAUGGCAUAUUUGAAACUGGAAAAGUAUAAAGAGGCAGAGGAUGAUUGCAGCACUGCCAUUGCUCUGGAUGCGACUUACACCAAGGCUUUUGCCAGGAGGGGGAGUGCAAGAUUAGCACUGGGAAAGCUGAAAGAAGCCAAACAAGAUUUUGAGACAGUUUUGAAUCUGGAACCAGGGAAUAAGCAAGCAAUGAGUGAACUCGAGAAAAUGAAAAAGGAGAUGGUUGCGAAAGGUUUGAUAUCAGAACAUCAGCCUGCAGAACAGAACAUACAAGGUGAUUGUCAGCGAAGAAUUGUACAGCCAAUAAAUAAGCCACCUCAUCUGCGUUCAAAAAAACCCCUAAGACGAAUGGUUAUUGAAGAAGUUGGUGGUGAGAUUUCCAUUUCAAAGAGGACAGAAAGGACAACUAUCUCAGCAGCAUGUGAAACAGUAUCCUCGUCUAGAACAGUAGUGAGUGAAAGCCAAGCUGUACCAAUGGAAUGUGCUCCUAGUCCUAAAAUGCUUAAAAUAGAGGAGAUCUCUGAUUCUCCUGCACAUUCCACUGACAAAAGUCCCAUCACAAAUGAUGUGAAGAAGGUAGCUGAGAAAUGUGCUGAUGUGGAAAACGUAACAGAUCAGAAGGGAUUACCAUUUUCCUUACCAGAGUGUUUAUCCAUUCCUCCUGUUCCUGCAAAUUGCUUUCAACUUGAAGCAGACUUGAGGAAGCUGAAAAAUCACCCAGAUGUGAUCUACAAGUACUUGAAGCAAAUAGAGCCAAACAUGUAUCCGAAAAUUUUUGAGAUGUCUUUGGAACCUGACAUUCUGAACCAGAUUCUGAAGGUUUUCCAAACAUUUUACAUAAAGUAUGAAGAUCCAAUCCUUGUUUUUGAGAUUCUAAAGAACCUGGCAGAAGUGAGACGAUUUGACAUGGCAGUCAUGUUUAUGUCAGCAGCAGAAAGGAAAGUUGUACAAGAUUUGUUCACCUCUAUUCUUCACGGUGGCUUGGAUAAUGAAGCAGUCAGAUGCCUAAAGAAGAGAUACAGUCUUUGAUGUUUGUUAAUACAAGCCUGUUAUCAACAAAAUGAACAUUUAUUUAAAAAAAAAUUGUGGUCAAGAAUUGACCUCUCAUGCUGUUGAGAAGAGCCCUAGCAACUGAAAAUAUUUGCACAUAACUUUUUCAGAUAAUGUAACAAAAUACAAAAGAUAUGUCUUUUAUGUGAAGUUGCCAAGUCUAAAUAUUUUGAUUACUAUUCUGUCUACCCUUAUGUGUUCAACUGAUUAUUGUUCUAUGGAUUUACAACGCUGUGAUGUUUGUUGUACAUACCCAGUUAGAGGUCUGGAUUAAAUAAAUUAAAUCCACAUGACAAAUGCAAGUAAAAGCCCCAUACAUGUUGGCAAGUUUUUAUUGAGUUAAAGCAAGGAGCUCCUGGCAAACAAAAAGCUACAGUCAAGUAUGAGGUUUGGAAUUUGCCAUUGUUUGAUAGUUGUUCUGUAAUCACAUAUAUGAUAUGUAAAUUGCAGUGUUUGAUAGGUCGAAGGUUUGAGUUGAUCUCUAAUCUUUAGCAACUAUUUAGUGUUUCAUAAUCACUCUCUUAAUUAAACAGUAUUGACUAUGGCAACACUCACUUCUGGUUAAAAAUGUCCAUGCAAAAGAAUACCUGCAGCAUAUUUUAGUUAAUACAGUUUGACCUGCAGUUUGCUAUUUUACUACUUCAGGAUUUAGCUGACCAGAUGCAGCAGAGACCCACAGUAGAAUUAAGUACAUGUAGCAUUGCUGUAGCUAUAGCUGUAACUUUUUGGGGGCUUUUAAAGCUCAUAUGGUCAGUUGAACAUGUGAUUCAAGAUAAAAAAAAGUGUUGGGUAGAUGUUAUCUAGUCCUUUUUGGUUUUACUGGUUCUUCAGAGCAGGCUUUUUGUAUUGACAGCAAUAAAAACAUUAAUGUGUUCAGUGAGAAUCCUAUAAUUUCAUAUUUAGCACAUUUACUUUUAAGUUGGUAGUUAAAUGUUUUCUUGAACGGAGCCUUAUGCAACCUUAUGCAAAAAUAACCAGAUGGUGUUUAAAAAUUAGCAAUUUAAAAUUAAAUUCACCAUAGCAAAUUAUAGUCACAAUUUAUUAUUUCUAAAUGGCAUAUUUUGAAAUUGUUGGACUUCAGAGUGAUUUAAUGGAGUUAAGCUUUAAUAGAUUAAGACACGUGGUAAUUUCCCUGUAAAUGAUUAAUUAUGCAGUGUGUUCAAUAAAUAUUUGUAAAGCUGGUGAUGAAUAAGAAUUAGAAAUAGGAAAUAACAUGGUCAUAAAACAUUAUAUUUCUUUAUGAGGUGUAUACAGUCAUUCGAGUGAUUCUUCCAAAGAUUUUUUCCUGGUGUACAGAUGUUUUGAGACACCAUAUCACAAAAAAUGUUAACUGAUGAUCUUUUAUUCAAGGUGACUUAAUAAAAAAAUAUCAAUGUAGAGUGAGAUGAAAAAAGUUAAUGCAGUUAUAUUGCAUAACAAUGAUGAAAACAAACUUGAACUAAAAAUAUUUUACAACAGGGUUUCCAACCUUGAUCUGGAGAGCCCCAAUCCAUUAAGUCUUAUAGGUCAUUAUUCAAAGUAUAAGUAUGAGAUGACAGGCUGUUGAUGCAGUGAGGCCAGCUUAGAGUUUCAGUAUUGCAGGGAAGAACAAAGCCUUGAACUAGAAACUUUAUAAAUAUGUAAAUUUAAGUCUUAAGUACACAGGUUUGGUCACACACUCAGGACAAACUUUAUUUCUGAAAAGCAGAUUUAGAAAACAAAAGCCUAGAAAAAUAUAUUGCAUCAUUAGUGAACCUGGUAAAGAUCUAUACAGUUAUACAGGAAUGGCUUGGGGACCCAACACUUUUGAUUAUAUUACAGGAGUCUCCAUAGCCACGUGAAGUAGUAGCUGAGUAGUGUGUGGAUGUGUAGGGGAAUGACAUUGAAAAAUAAAACACCCUCUACCACCCGAGAAGCACAUUUGAUGACUAAAUAUUUCACUUAAUUCAUAGACUCUUAUGUAAUCAAAAGAAAUUAAUUGCUGUGAAGUCAUGCUUCUGGAUAAAUAUGUUAAUAAAUGGAUGAAUUUUGGAUAUUA